Messenger RNA from Meloidogyne enterolobii, 786 nucleotides. The record is from the annotation of a GenBank genome assembly. Lineage: Eukaryota; Metazoa; Nematoda; Chromadorea; Rhabditida; Meloidogynidae.
UUUUUUACUUUUUUUUUGCCCCAUGUAUAUGUUGACCAGGUCUGCACGGAAUUGCGGAUUGCGAGUUGCGGAUUGCGGAAAUUGUGGGGGUUUUUGCAAUUGCGAGCUGCGGAAUCUUUUUUUGAAUUGCGUGAUGUCGACCUUUUUUGAAUCAUUUUUGUCAUCUAUUUGGGCUUUUUUACAACCUAUUUAAGUGCCUAUUUUUAAGUUUUUACAACCUAAAAAUCCGAUCCCUAAUAAUUACAUAUUUAAUAUUAUUACCUAUACUAUAAUUAAUAUAAUUAACAAAUUUCCGGAAAUGAAAAUUCCUGAAGGAACAUCAUUUCUCAAUUUAAUUUUUAUUUUACUCUCCUUUGUAAAACUUUCAUUCCAUCAACUUGCCUGCCCAGUUCGAAUAGUUUCUCACCGUUUAAUUACUUCAGGUCAAUAUAAUUCCGGAAAGGGGAAUAUUCACUCUAUGAGUGGGAUUUGGAGGCAUUUUAGUACAGACAAAAGUACAAUUCACAAACAGAUUUCUGCUGCCUUAGGAAGUGAAAUGAUCGAGUCGAGUGUCCAAAUGCCUGGACCUAAUAAUUCUGCAAUUAUUUAUAGUGAACAUUAUGAGCCUGACAGUGAAAACAGCCUUUUUAAUAAUUUCAAGGCAAAAUUUCAUUAAUAAAUAUGAGAAUCUACACUAAAACAAAAAAUAAUAAACUUUAAAUUUUAGUGCCAAUUUAUUUUUAUUGGUGCACCAGACGAAAGGGUACAAGUCAUUUUUCAUUGGUUUCAUCUAAGGUUAAUGCCAUC